Molecule: messenger RNA, 2178 nt
Organism: Neurospora tetrasperma FGSC 2508
Lineage: Eukaryota; Fungi; Ascomycota; Sordariomycetes; Sordariales; Sordariaceae
Exons: 1
Coding region: 1-2178 (725 amino acids)
Biological process (GO): protein import into nucleus
Cellular component (GO): nucleus
Molecular function (GO): guanyl-nucleotide exchange factor activity; small GTPase binding
Source: RefSeq, a predicted model, not a curated record
AUGGCGACUUCGUUCUUUGGCCGCAACGAGCCUGAGGGCCGACGGCUCGGCUCCGAUCUUUCUCUGAUCGGCAAAUGGGGAGAAUCAUAUACUCAGCGUAUUUCUGCUCACGCAGUUCCCGUCGCUCGACUCUCGCUAGCAGAUCAAGAAACUUUGUUCUCCAAGACAAAGUGCGAGUUCCGCAUCUGCGAGCAGCCCGACAUGACUGCCAAACUCGAGGCUAUCCCCUACUCGACGGUUUUGGAGCCUACCAACUGGGACGAUUUCCAGAAGACGGCCGAUCCUGAAGUAGUGGCCAUGAUGUCCCAUCCUAACUACGCCAAGCUCGUACGCAUGCAGAAUGAAGUGAGCAAGCUUGUGGAUGACUCUGAACCCGAAGCCGCCCGCAGAUACUGGGCUGUCCGUAACAAGGCUUCAAGCGCCGGUUGCGACACCAAGAUUGCGGACGCAUACGCCCAGCAGGCCGCUAACGAUUACAUUGAGAGAGUCGGCCAUGAUCUCAAACGGAAGUGGAGGGAACAAAAACGGGCCGAUCAGCGUGGGAGCGCUCCAUCUCCCAAGGCCACCAAGCAGUCUGAGAAAACUGCGAGAUGCCCGAUGAGUGCCGAUGACAUUGAGGCUGCCAUGAUUCAGGCGAUCAAGGAAUCCAACCACGCUUCUGCGAGCACGAAGUCGCGCAAGAAGGAUCUCAAGAUCGAUCCACGAGCGACAGCAACUGUCAAAGACCAAGGAUUUCCCACUCCUACGACGAGCCCUACACAUGGCAGUGACACUUCCGCCCGCUCCGCCCGCUCUUUUCUAUCGGCGAGCCCGCGAUCCUCCCACUCCACCCCUUCACCCACGCUUCUCCCGAAACCGGCAAUAACCAUCUUGAAGAGACCACAGCCGAGAUCUGAAACCAAAGCUAUGGAUAUCGGCGGGAACACUGCAUCACCUAUCCCGCUGGCUGCGGUCAACACACCCAAUUCUGCACCUCUACCAGUCAUGGGAAACACGGCUGGAUUUACAUACGUAAAUUUUAACGGGCCCUUCAGCGGAACGCAGCACUUGUCUGGUCCUGGUAACCCGGCACAGCUUGCCAACCCUUAUCCAAUCAUCUACGCGAACAACGUCUAUUAUGGGCCUGUCGGUAAUGGCCACGUGACGGCCAACUACACCUUCCCAUGGGCAUCGCUUUCCACUCCCAUCGUUGCCAAGCUCGAAGAAAAUCGCACCGAUAGUCCGAGGACCGCAAUCAGACAACCCAAGGGGUCAGCUGAGGCAGCGGUUGAUACCAUAGCUCAACGCCCACAGAAUCAGUGCCAGAUGGCCAAGUCUCAGCCGUACAGUAGCAUCACUUGUUACGAGGUGAAACAUCCUCUCCUCGGCACUGUUGACAUUCAUCCGGCUUACUGGACAACCAAGGAAGACAAGGCUCGUCUUCUGUUCGACAAGCUCUUGGGUCUGAGGGCCAAAGAUAAGGAGGUCCAAAAGGAACAUGCGUCUGGAACAAACGCAGUCCGAUCCAAGACCGUCCAUAUCUUUGUCGAUCUGUCCAACAUCGUCAUUGGCUUCUACGACACCAUGAAGAAGAGCCGUGGCUUUUCGCCACAGAAGCGGCUUAAGGUGCCAUUCUCGUUCAAGAACUUUGAUACCAUCCUCACUCGUGGCCGAAAGGUUGAGAAGAGGGUCGUUGCAGGUUCUGUGAGUAAUCACAGCUACAGGCGUCCAGACUACAUGACGGAAGCCGCGGGGCUCAAAUACGAGAUGUGCAUUCUCUCACGUGUUACGAAGCCGUCUUCUCUGGAUCUGAGCAAGAAAUCUAAGAAGUAUGGUCGCCGCUCUGAAGGUUCAGGAGAGGGCCCUGAAACGCGCAGUGAACAGUGCGUUGAUGAAUUACUCCACCUGAAGAUUCUACAGAGCGCUCUGGACGUUCCGAAUCCCGGUACCAUGGUUCUCGCUACAGGUGAUGCGGCGUGCGCCGAGUAUUCGGACGGUUUCAAGAAGAACACCGAGCGGGCACUAGCUCGUGGCUGGAAGAUCGAGCUUUACGGCUGGAAAAACAACAUUGCGAAAGAUUGGCGGGACCCGGAGUUCACCUCCAGAUGGGGUUCUCGAUUUAGAAUCAUCGAGCUUGACGACUUCUGUGAAGAGCUUUUGGACCUCACCGUUGAGUCGUUGUGGGCAAAGUCGCAGUAA